Betta splendens (Siamese fighting fish) is the source of this 1908-nucleotide messenger RNA. RefSeq names its product fibulin-7. The record is from RefSeq and is a predicted model, not a curated record. NCBI's taxonomy places the organism in Eukaryota, Metazoa, Chordata, Actinopteri, Anabantiformes, Osphronemidae. The transcript has 8 exons. The coding region runs from base 205 to 1545 and encodes 446 amino acids. Gene Ontology annotation, molecular function: calcium ion binding.
UCCCUCCAGUUUAGAUGAAAUACCAGUGGUCCCAUUUUCCUUAAAAUCCAACUGGCUGAUUGGCCCCUGAGAAGCAAACCCAACAUUCCAGCUCUUCCUCCGCCAGCUGUGGUGUUUUUCUCACCUGGAGCUGCCCACUCGGCUCGCGCUGCCUGCGUCCCACCCGACCGCUGAUCCGUAGCCGUUGCACUGCGGAGCGGAAUCAUGUUUGCAUCCGCCGCAGUCGCCGCCGCCUUGCUGUGCUGCUGUUUCUCACUCCAUCCGGCGUUUGGAGAGGAAUGUGCCAGCAGACAGGAAGUCCAGGGCUCUCUGAAGCAGGUCCUCAAGUUUCUCUCAGCCCACGAAGCGUCUUAUUUGCAGAACCUGCGGAACCUGAAGAAGAAAAUAAACCAGCUGCAGAGCAGCGCAGCGAAGCAAACGGCCAAAGCCAUGAACAGCACGUGCGCAAAGCUGGACGCGCCCGCGAACGGCAGGAAACUGGGCCGGUCGCACGGCCUGGGCCACGAGGUCCACUUCGUGUGCGACCGCGGCUUCGAGCUGGUGGGACCGGAGAGCAGGCUCUGUCAGGAGAGCCUGACGUGGAGCGGCCAGCAGCCCGUGUGCCAAGACGUCAACGAGUGCGCGUCCUCUCCGUGCCUCAACGGGGGAACGUGCGUGGACGAGGUGAAUCAGUUCUCCUGCGCGUGCGCCAGAGGCUGGGCUGGAGCUACCUGUCAGAGCCCGGUGCCAACGUUCUUCGUCACCAGGACCAACGCCUCCUCGGUCAUGGCCGCCGCCGCCACCCUGCCGGCUGCCACCACCGGGCCCUCUGUGCGCCCGUCACGCUGCACCAUCGUGCAGGGCACCACCCACUGCACCUGUGAGCCGGGAUACACCAUCUCCGGCAGGGAGAGCAACACAUGCGUCGACAUAGAUGAAUGUGAGGUGUUCCACAACGGCCCGGCAGGGAGGCUGUGUUUGCACACAUGCGUAAACACCCCUGGAGGCUACCGCUGCUCCUGUCCCGCUGGGUACGACGUGACCCGCGAUGGACGCAGCUGUAAAGACAUCGAUGAGUGCGCCACCAGACAGAACGACUGCACCAAGGACCAAAUGUGCAUUAAUACCUAUGGAGGAUUUCAGUGUGUCCAGGUUGAAUGCCCCAAAAUCCCCCACGCCACAUACGUCAAGACGUCGCCCAUGCGCUGUGAACGUAACCCCUGUCCCGUGGACAACAAGUCCUGCUCUCAAACCCCCAACUCCUUCUCCUACCACUACCUGUCCGUCGUGUCCAACCUGUCGGCUCCUCGGGUCAUGUUCCGGGUGUCGGCGCUGCGUCCGGUGGGCGACACGCUGCGCUUCGCCCUGCUGGGGGGCCGGCUGGCGCGGCGCCACUUCACCGUCCAGCGGUCGGACCGGCUGACGGGUCAGCUGAUGCUGGUGAGCCCGGUGCAGGGUCCUGUCACGCUGGAGGCGGAUGUGGAGAUGAGCGAGCUGGAGAAGCGGGCCCAGCUGGGCAGGUACAUCACCAAAGUCACCAUGUUUGUUUCCCAGUAUGACUUCUAGAAACGGAACCCAGCAGAACUGGCCAAGCUGGUUUGGGUUUAGCUGAGCAUGUGGGAUGUUAUGAUGUGCAGACACCUGUACUGUUGCUAAAGAUGUUGUCAGCCAGGCUUCAGUCCUGCUGAAGCAGCACAGUUACCAGCAACAAAUGUUUAAGGUGCAACGGCUAUGAGAUUUGGAAAAACAGUGUGGUCUGAACAAGAGCUGAAGGUUUUACAGAUAACCAAAACAUAUUUAUUGAAGAAGUGAGGGAAGUCUGAAGUGAGGGCGAUAUAGAACGAUAAAAAGCUAAAUAUGUAACACAAAAUUUAACUGAAGGACACAAGUGACAUGAUGUCAAGUCCACUUUGGAGGUGUGACCUUUUA